AUGUUGAUCAAGAAUAUUUUUAUGGAGCUGCGCUCAAGGCUGCGAAGCUGUAACGUUUAUAUUACCACUGGAGUUGAUUUCAGCAAGAAUUGCAAUUUGAAAAUCAGCAUACAAUCCAACUGUAUCGUCAUCAAUCUUUACGACGAUUAUAAGUUGAAGAGAAGCGACAGUCUUUCCUCCAUUGAAAGCUUGUCGGACUGUGAUGAAUAUGACGAAGAAACGGAUGUUACCGCAGUUAUUCCUAUCGAUGAGUUCUGCUAUCUUAUACCGAAUUCUAUGUCAUGUCUUAAAAUUAACCAAAAUACGAUUUCCUUCCGGAUUCUCACCGAACCAAAGAACGGUGGUAAUUUCUAUAAUGAAAUCUUGUCUCCGAAUAAAUCGCCAGACUCAGUAAAAACUAGCAAGUUGAAGAUAAACGUCCAAGUUGAUAAUGAGCUGAAGUUUAUCUGCAGAAACUGUUCUAAUGUCGUUUCCGAAGAGUCAGUGAAGUUUGACCGCGUUCUAGAGCUUCCGUCGGUCAACAUGGAUAUAUCGGACUGGUUCUGCCAUGCUCAUGGCAGUACAAACCAUGAGGAAGUCUUGAAACCAAACAAGAAAGAUUUCCUCUACAGACUCACAUUCUUUCAAAUCAACAAGAACUCUUUGGCUGAAAAAACCAACAGGUUCAAUUCCAAAAGAGAUAUUUACCAUUGCAACCGAUGCCUGGCCUGGCUGGGACUCAAAACCAAGGAUAGUGUGAAACUAUUCAAUACAGAAGUAAAAAUAAUUCAAAAUGGCACGGAGCAGGCUGUAUUUUCUCACAAGUCUCCUUCAGAUAACAUGACAACCGAUGAUUUUAUAUUUACCAUUGAAAAAAUGACUCAAGAAUUCAACCUCGGAUUACAAUACACAGUAAUGUGCAAAAUUGUCUUGGAGUGUGCUAUUUCAGCCAAUAACAAGCAAUACUUACUCAUUUGGGUGAUGGAUAGGGAACUGCAAGUACUGAAAAACAUUGGAGAGUUUAUUGAAAAUGAUAAAAUUAAAUUACAGUCGAAUUUACUUACAAAGAUUUUGUAUAAAGUGGAGUCUUCCUUGAAUGAGGAGGUGGAAACCUGGCUUACGGAUCCAACGGUCGUCUCAACAGACAUAUCAAAGAAUAUGUUCCUCACAGGAGUAGAACAUUUACAGAACAUGUCUCUGAAAGUGCCAGAAUGUUUUCGCAAUACGAACGGUUAUUGUGUAAGUUACUUAAAAGUUUAAAUAUAUUAAUUUGCAAGAUA
Molecule: messenger RNA, 1259 nt
Organism: Ostrinia nubilalis (European corn borer)
Lineage: Eukaryota; Metazoa; Arthropoda; Insecta; Lepidoptera; Crambidae
Exons: 1
Coding region: 1-1239 (412 amino acids)
Biological process (GO): protein monoubiquitination; proteasome-mediated ubiquitin-dependent protein catabolic process; protein polyubiquitination
Cellular component (GO): nucleus; ubiquitin ligase complex; cytosol
Molecular function (GO): cyclin binding; ubiquitin conjugating enzyme binding; ubiquitin protein ligase activity
Source: RefSeq, a predicted model, not a curated record